CCGGGAUUUUCAAGGCGCUUUUUGUACUCUAGGUGGGGUUCCGUGAGAGGCUUUCCGUACAACCAGGAAUGGCUUUUGCACCACGUGAUCUUUGAGGAGGAGCCGGCGGCGGGUCAUUCGCGGGGCGUCUACCUUGCUAACCGGCAGCAUGGCCGCGCGGAGGACACCGCAUGGGUUUAAUUUGCUCCUGGAGGAAGAGGCGGGCUGCCGUGUCUUGCAUCCCACGGAGGGGAGAAUUUCAGCGGUUUGUGCAGAGUCCAGCUAGGUAUUGAUUUCCAGAUCUCAAGCAAUGUGCUUCGUUACACGCGAAGAAGUCCAGUGCAUCGUGUCAAAAGGUCGUAUCCCCGCUUCUGCGUAAUUCCCAUCGCCAAAGUCAGAAAUGAAGAAAGAAGUCCUGAGUGCCCUUGGAAGAAGAAGCCCAUCCAAAUGACAAAUAUGCUUAGCCUAAGACGUUUUUCUCCAAUUGCAACAAGAUGUUUUAACUGUCGAACUUGGAGCAGCGACACUUUGUUGAAUCAACUCAAUAACUUUACAAAUGAACACCAAGUGUUCAAUCUUGUUUCCAAGAACAGAGCCAGACUCUCUGAAAAACAUGUGAAAAGUGCAAUUAAGAAACUUGUGCAGGUGCAAAGGAAGAGGCCUUGGUCCUCAGAAACCAUGGCUUACAUAAGAAGUCAUUCUCAGUUUUUUGUACUUCGCAUCUUGGCAGAAAAUAAGAUUGAAUGUAUGGAUAAUGAAGCAUUGAUAGAUGUGUUAUAUAGCAUGCUCUGGUUUGAUGUUGAUGCCCAUGACUCACUUGUAGAAGAGUUGGUUAUAGAAGGCUGGAAGCGAUUAAAUGAACUGACUCCACCUCUGCUCUCUAAAUUUGCAUUGUGUGUACAUGAACAACAACUACAUCAUAGUCCACUCAUGGGUGAUAUAGCUGAUAUGGCAGAUAAGAAAUUGGAUUCCAUACAGGAUUCAAGGGCUUUGUCCGUUGUAAUGAACUGCAUAUCUCCUGUUAUCUCAUGGAAUUUUAAAAAACGGUUAAUAGAAAAAGCAGAAGGCUUGUUUGAAAGAACAAACAUCUCAGUCAAUGACGCCAGGCGAUUUGUACAGUUUCUCCGGAAUGUCGGUUUUCUGCACUGGCCGCUGGUGAAAAAAUGUAACAGCAUUUUUAUACAGCAUUCACAAGAGUUACGGGUUGAGGACAUUUCUAUCAUUCUUGGACUCUACCAGAAUUUACAAUUCAACAGCACUGAAUUUAGAUUACUUGCCAAAGAAAAGCUGAUAGAACUUAAGGACAAUUGCAGUAGUCCGUUGAAUAUCAUGCAAUUGUUUAUUCAUCUUGCACCCAUGGUACAACAAGAGAUGCAAAAAGAGUUAAGUGAAAAGAUCCUACUAAUCGCAGAUGAUUUGGAUCGAUACCAAACGUUAAUUGUGGCGGAAAAAAUGCAAGAAGUACAAUACAGAAAUCCACUACUGAUUCAAAAGAUUAUAUCCCUCUUUCACAAAUACUUGGAUCAGUAUAAACCAUACGAGCUUUUGAGAAUGACAAAUGUGCUAGCCAUGCUGCAUUGGCCCAAAUCUGACCUAUAUUCCAAAUUACAACAAUUGACAAUCUGCCAUUUACAAGUUAAAAGAGUCCCCGCUGAUGUUCUCAUGCUGGUCCACGUUCUCUCUAAUCUUCCUUCUCCUUAUGUGGAUGAAGCUGUAGUUACUCAAAUUAAUGCUGUCCUACCUCAGUGCAAUCUGAAUCAGCUCAAUAGCUUUACCGUAGAUCUCCUAAAAUGGAUGAAACAUCAUAAGCCGAAUCAGAAAAGCUAUUCCGGACCAUACGGGACACUUUUGCAAAAAGUUAACAAUUGCGCAUUUCAGAGACUUGAGAGAAUGAACAAUUUGGAUCUUUUGCUGAAGGAAUUCAGAUACUUAAACGGGAAAUGGUUUCAGGAAGUGCUUCUCGGGAAGACCAUAGCUGCUUUACGUCAGUUGCGAGAUCAGAUCACACCAUCAAAUGUCGUGAAGUUUGCAUCCUUUCUGAUUGGAACCAACUAUCGCUGUCCACUGUUACUGGACAGAAUAGCUGCAGUUGCCACCGAACAUAUUGAUCAGAUUUACUAUUCAGAAGUACAUGUUAUUCUUGUUCUAUUUUCUUUAUUUAAUUAUGAACCCCCUGAACCUGAGAAAUUUUUUGAGGCUUGCAUUAACCAUAUCAGUCUUCACUUGGAACAUUUUGAGCCUUCUCUCCUUGUAUUGCUUGGUUUCGCAUUGGCUUCUUCUGGGUAUUUUCCACAGAAUGUGAUAACGGCUAUAUUUAAUAUAGAGUUUCUCUCCAAGUUGGAUGCUGAGCUUCAAAUUCUACCAUGGAAAUCAGCAAGGAAGUCCUCCCUCCAGCUGAUGGAGCUGAAUCGAGCUGUGUGUUUGGAGUGCCCUGAGCUUCAGAUUCCAUGGUUUCAUAAACGCUUCUGUGAACAGAUGAAGGAAAAAAAGACUGAUUCGUCCAGUCUGUUGCAACAGCAGAUAUAUAUACUACUUGGAGAAAUCCUAGGAAGAAGCCAUUAUGCCAGAUGUUCUGCACUCACGUCUUACUACUAUAGAAUUGAUUUUGAAUUUAUGAUUGGCAAAAACAGGAAACCUGUGCCAUAUAUAGACCAACAUGCUGCCGUUCCUAAUUCAGACAACAUAGGUUGUGCAGAAGCUAAUCACUCCUGUGGAAGGAAAGGGCUACCAUCAGGAUUUCAAAGGAUUGCUGUGGAAUUCCUUGAUUCAGAAGCUUUCUGCAAAAAUUCAAAUCACGUCAAAGGAUAUAUUGCCAUGAAAAAGCGGCAUUUAGAGAUUCUUGGUUAUCAAGUUGUUCAGAUCCCUCACUAUGAAUGGAAUUCCAUGGGAUUGUCAUCCACAGAAGCAAAGACUGAAUAUUUAGAAAAGAAAAUAUUUGAAAAGCUUUGAUAUCCUAGUAUGGAGAAAAAAAUAACAAUUUUUAUACGGACUGUAACAUUGAAAAUUAAUUAUUUUUAGCCUUCAAUAAACUUUUUUUUUAAUGAAGACUAUGUUGCAUCUGGAGAUUUCGCAUUUGGAAUUGCAGAGGGCAAAGUGCAUUGCACAAUUUACAUUUCUUGCACAAGGUGUGACCAUUUUUGGCCUAGCAAAUUACCUAAGCCGUAGUUAUAAAAAUUGACCACCAGGCUACACAGCACAUGAGCCUAUCCUUGAGGAGUGCUUAGAAGUUGCUUUUGU
This is a messenger RNA of Thamnophis elegans (Western terrestrial garter snake), 3216 nucleotides long. It is a transcript of the gene FASTKD1, whose product is annotated as FAST kinase domains 1. The coding region runs from base 427 to 2928 and encodes 833 amino acids. The transcript is spliced from 15 exons. Gene Ontology annotation, cellular component: mitochondrial matrix; ribonucleoprotein granule. Gene Ontology annotation, molecular function: RNA binding. Lineage: Eukaryota; Metazoa; Chordata; Lepidosauria; Squamata; Natricidae. The record is from RefSeq and is a predicted model, not a curated record. Gene Ontology annotation, biological process: regulation of mitochondrial mRNA stability; mitochondrial RNA processing.